This is a messenger RNA of Oncorhynchus kisutch (coho salmon), 3653 nucleotides long. RefSeq names its product dynamin-1. Gene Ontology annotation, cellular component: synapse; plasma membrane; cytoplasm. Gene Ontology annotation, biological process: synaptic vesicle budding from presynaptic endocytic zone membrane; receptor internalization. Gene Ontology annotation, molecular function: GTPase activity; GTP binding; microtubule binding. NCBI's taxonomy places the organism in Eukaryota, Metazoa, Chordata, Actinopteri, Salmoniformes, Salmonidae. The record is from RefSeq and is a predicted model, not a curated record.
UGCAUGCGCGUCAGUGCAAGGAUCCCCUAGCGUAUUCUAAGAAGAGAUCAUCCCUCGGUGCUGCGUGGUAGAGAGUUGCGUAUAGCUGUAGAGGAGAGUGAGGAGAGGAGAAGCGUUCUGUGUAGAGGGGACACCGGGAAAGCGUAAUCAAUGAGGGUGCAAGCAAUAUUUAUAUAGAAGGCGGAUUCCAAACGUUGAAACACCCUCAUAACGGAAGGGUGAUAAAGGGGGGGACAAGCGCUCGGUUCCGAGGGAGAACGCUUUCCCUCAUUUGUUUCUACUAAAGAAGGAGCGACCGAAUCCCUUGCAAUCAUGGGGAACCGGGGGAUGGAAGACCUUAUUCCUCUUGUGAAUAAAAUGCAAGAUGCCUUCUCGGCUAUCGGUCAAAAUUCCCAGUUGGAUCUACCUCAAAUCGCUGUGGUCGGCGGGCAGAGUGCAGGGAAAAGCUCGGUGUUGGAGAACUUCGUUGGGAAAGAUUUCCUUCCCCGUGGCUCUGGCAUCGUCACCCGCCGUCCGUUGGUCCUCCAGCUGAUCAACUGUCCCACAGAAUAUGCAGAGUUCCUUCACUGUAAGGGGAAGAAGUUCACAGACUUCGAUGAGGUUCGUGGGGAGAUCGAGGCGGAGACGGACCGCAUCACUGGGCAGAAUAAGGGAAUCUCACCUGUUCCAAUAAAUCUCAGGGUCUACUCCCCGCAUGUCCUGAACCUGACUCUGGUGGACUUGCCGGGGAUGACCAAGGUCCCAGUAGGGGACCAGCCUGCGGACAUUGAGCAGCAGAUCAGAGACAUGUUAUAUCAGUUUGUGACCAAGGACAACUGUCUGCUACUGGCUGUUUCCCCGGCCAACUCUGAUCUGGCCAACUCAGAUGCCCUAAAGAUUGCCAAAGAAGUGGACCCACAGGGUCAGCGAACCAUUGGUGUGAUCACCAAGCUGGAUCUGAUGGAUGAGGGGACUGACGCCAGAGAAAUUCUGGAAAAUAAGCUGCUCCCACUGCGAAGAGGUUACAUUGGUGUGGUGAACAGAAGUCAGAAGGACAUAGAUGGGAAGAAGGACAUCACAGCGGCCAUGGCUGCAGAGAGGAAGUUCUUCCUGACCCAUCCUGGAUACAGACACCUGGCUGAACGCAUGGGCACCCCCUACCUACAGAAAACACUCAACCAGCAACUGACCAAUCACAUCCGGGACACUCUGCCGGGGCUGCGGGCCAAGCUGCAGAGCCAGCUGCUGUCUAUAGAGAAGGAGGUGGAGGAGUACAAGAACUUCAGACCUGACGACCCCUCCCGCAAGACCAAGGCCCUGUUGCAGAUGGUGCAGCAGUUCUCAGUGGACUUUGAGAAGCGUAUCGAGGGCUCUGGGGACCAGAUCGACACAGCAGAGCUGUCAGGCGGAGCCAAGAUCAACCGCAUCUUCCACGAGCGAUUCCCCUUCGAGCUGGUCAAGAUGGAGUUUAACGAAAAGGAGCUUCGCAAGGAGAUCAGCUACGCCAUUAAGAACAUCCACGGCAUUAGAACUGGCCUCUUCACCCCGGACAUGGCCUUUGAGACCAUUGUGAAAAGGCAGAUCGGCAAGAUCAAAGAGCCCUGCCAGAAAUGUGUGGACAUGGUCAUUUCUGAGCUAGUCAAUACCGUUAGACAGUGUACUCAGAAGCUGGCUCAGUACCCCAUGCUGAGGGAGGAGAUGGACAAGAUUGUCACCCAGCAUAUCCGAGACCGCGAGAGUCGCACCAAGGACCAGGUGAUGCUGCUGAUUGACAUUGAGCUGGCCUACAUGAACACCAACCAUGAGGACUUCAUUGGCUUUGCCAAUGCUCAGCAGAGGAGCAGCCAGGUGGCCCAGAAGAAGCAACCUGGCAACAAGCAGGAUGAAAUCAUGGUGAUCAGGAAGGGCUGGCUGACCAUCAACAACAUUGGCAUCAUGAAGGGAGGAGCCAAGGAGUACUGGUUCGUCCUGACCGCUGAGUCCCUGUCCUGGUACAAGGAUGAUGAGGAGAAAGAGAAGAAGUACAUGCUCCAGGUGGACAACCUGAGGCUGAGGGAUGUGGAGAAGAGCUUCAUGUCGAGCAAGCAGAUCUUCGCCCUGUUCAACACUGAGCAAAGGAAUGUGUAUAAGGACUACCGUCAGCUGGAGUUGGCCUGCGAGACUCAGGACGACAUAGAUGGGUGGAAGGCCUCCUUCCUUAGAGCCGGAGUGUAUCCUGAACGCGUCACGGAAAAGGAGGGCAAGCAGAGUGAAAGUGGAGAUGGAGAGAACGGCUCAGAUAACUUCAUGCACUCCAUAGACCCCCAGCUGGAGAGGCAGGUGGAGACCAUCCGCAACCUGGUGGACUCCUACAUGGCCAUUGUCAACAAGACCAUCAGGGACCUCAUGCCCAAGACCAUCAUGUACCUCAUGAUCAACAACACCAAGGAGUUCAUCAACGCGGAGCUGCUGGCCAACCUGUACCACUCUGGGGACCAGAACAGCCUGAUGGAGGAGUCCCAGGAGCAGGCCCAUCACCGCGACGAGAUGCUCCGCAUGUACCAUGCCCUGAGGGAGGCCCUAAACAUCAUCGGAGACAUCAGCACUACCACUGUCACCACCGCCAUGCCGCCGCCUGUAGACGACUCCUGGCUGAGGCCGGGGGGAAACAACUCUGGGGGCAGGUCCCCAGCCAGCAGUCCCACUCCGAACAGAAGGGCUCCCCCAGGUCCCCCUGGUCGCCCUGUCUCCCGUGGCUCAGCCCCUGGCCUCCCUCCUGGCCCCCCUGUCCCCUCUCGCCCAGGGGCCUCCCCGGACCCUUUCGGUGGUCCCCCCCCAUCAGUCCCCUCCCGGCCUAACCGCGCACCCCCCGGUGUGCCCAGUGGUCAAGGGGGUGAGUGAAGACAUCAGGUUUAAAACCACCAACAUCCCAAUCAGUGAUGGUCUAUAUACAGAAACCUAUAUACACACACACACACACCUACCUAUACAGUGCACCUCUCCCGCUCCCAUGUCACUCAUGCGUUCCAUUGCUGUUUGAGAGAUGUGAGUUGACCCCCCUUUCCACCAGUGGACUCUGUAGUUUGUUGUAUUUUUGACCCCGUUGGUAAUAAUAGUACAUGGGCUCAUUAACCUACCCACAAACCCCUGUUUCAGUAUCCAUAUCGUACUCACCUCAUACAAACCUACCCCUCUUCUCAACACCAUUGAGUCUUAGCAACAGCCAAUAAAUAAAGCUAUUAUAAAAUGAAUUAAGAAUACAUUUUAUCAUGGACAUAUCUUACUUGUGUAAUGUAUCCUGUGUGGUGCAUCGUCUGAAACUGUGUUCCAAUUGUGUAGACGUUAGUUGACAUUGUAUGAAUACUGAAUAUUAAAUUAUUACAAAUAAGUGACUGAGUGUGGUGUACAAUGAAACAUGACAAAAAUAAAGAAACAAACAAGUGAAUAAUGUUAUAUGAAAUCCUUGGCUAUGGAUGUUGAGUAUUGGCAGGGUGUUUGAUUAGUAGUAUGUAGAAUAAUUUGUCGCUUGUCUCUCGGUCUCUGUCCGGAGAGGAAAUGGGGGGGGGGCAGAGUAAAUAUUUGUAUUCUGUCCUGCUGUGACGACUUUGUCCUGUAUCUUAUCUUACUGCUGUCGGUGGAAUGUGUCUGUCCAACAGGACUGCUUUGUCAAGACAUUAAAAGUCAGCGUACUGUUA